GCCGGCCUUUCCCAUCCCAUAGCUAUCCGUCCACUGAGUCAUAUGUCCGUCCCUUCAACCAACCGGUUACUCAUUCAGGCAGGCAGGCAGGCAUCAUGCACUGCACUCGCUAGUCAGGCAGGCAUAUCGGUAGGUACAGCCUCAGCCCACCGAUCUGUCUGUCUGUCUCUAGCGGCCAGAUCCCCUCUGUGGAUCCAUCUAUACUGUCUGUCUGUCUGUCUACACCGCCUCCUCCUCCCCCUCGAUGGAGUCCAUGGGGCUCCUCUCGUCGCUGCGGUCCUCACCAUUAUCACCAAAACUGCCCUCAGGCCUGUCAUCCACUACUCCAACCUCCACCUCCCCCUCGAGCUGCCCCUGCUCCCCCUUUUUCUUGCCACCCUUGGCGCUGCUGCGGGUGCGGACGCGCUUGGCUGCCCUGGCGCUCCUGCUGCGGUUGAACCCGCGGCCGCCCCCACUCUGCUGUUUGGACUGGGCCUGGGCCUUGCGCUUGCGGGGGAGGGGGUGCGACAGGAUCUCCUGGUUAGCGGGGUUGCGGAUGCACCUGAGGGAGGGAGGGAGGGAGGGGGAGAGGGAGGGAGGGAGGGAUGGAGACAUAUACAUAAGAGAGACCGUUGUCUUUUGUUGUGUGGUCUUGGUUGGGCUGUUAAUGUGUGAUUACGUGGGGCAUAGGUAUGGUUUGCGCGAGGGCCAGGCGGCCACCUUCUGCACGGUCAUCCCCACACACUUCUGCAGGAUAUAUGGAGGGGAUGGGGAAGGGAAGAAACGAGAACAGACACACCGGACGGUGUGCACACAACGGCCAUCCAUCCAUCCAUCCCCACCGGGUGGAACCAGUUCUCGCAUGCGUCGCAUUCGAUCAUGCAGCCCUUGGCCGGACCGCCACACAACUGCACACACAACACAACACAACACAACACGACAAACAGCACAGCACAGCACAGCAGAUGGGCUCAGUCAGCUUUCGUGUUGGUUCGAUGCAUGUGUGUGUAUGUAUCUGUUUGACUGCCGUGCGUGUUGUUGCGUUGGGUACAUACACAGUACUGCUCCUCCUUGGAGCUCAUGGACGAACAAGAAUCCUCCAACUUGGACUCGUCAUCACCGUUGUCCUCAUCUACACACACAAGCACACACAACACAAUACAAUGGAAGGCGCCUACAAUAAAUAUAAACCCCCUGCGUAGUCUUACGCCGAACUCACUGACCGUCCCCCUCCUCGCUGCUAUCGUCUGGGUCGUCCUCGCUGCCCCUCUUGCCCGACUGCACGCUCUCGGCCGCAUCGACACGGCGACGGGGCGCACCCCAAAUGCGCGGCGGGCGACGGGCGCGGCGCCUCCCCUUGACAUCCCCCGCGCUGUGGUGGGUGGUGCCGUUGUGGCUGUUGCUCUCGCCGUUGGCCUGGCUGCCGUUCAUGCUGUUCCCGGGCGGCUCUUUGCUCCGCACCGGCAUCACACGCUCCACCGGGCGGCGCAAGAUGCCGUUCUUGACAUAGGUGCCCUUGAGGGCAUGCUGCUGCUGCUGUUGCGGCUCCUCCUUGCCGCCGUCCGGGCCGUUCUCCCCCCCUACCUCCCCUCCGUCCUUAUCCCUUUCCCCUCCCUCGACGGUGUGGCCGUUCAUCAUCGGCGGCUGCAUCUGCCCACCACCAUCACCAUGCCCAUUGGUAUCGCCCCCCUGCUGUCCGUUGUCCUCCUCCUUAUCGCCCUCGAGCGAUGGGUGCGGGGAGUCGUCGAUGUCCAUCAUGGCGUCGGGCGUCUGCUGACACCGCACCUCCUUGGCGUGAUGCGCCAUCACGUCAGUCCAGCGGAAGAGCUCGAUGCCCAGGGGCGGCGUCAUGGCUAUGGCCUCCUCCUCAUCCACUUUGGUGUUUUCGGUGAAGAAUCCGUCCCGGACGGCCGUGGGCUCGACGGGUCUGACGGCCAGCCAGUCGGCGGCAUGGCCGGAUGAGGCGAACGAGGUGAUGGUGGCGUAGAUGGCCUCAUGCCCGCUGUUGUCGGCGAUGACCUGCCGCUGUUGUAGGGUGGCCAUGGUGCUGGGGCGGCCGGUAGGUCGGCCGGCGGCGUGUCGUGCCUGGAUGUAGCUGUACAAGGCGCCGUGGCCCAGGGAUCCGUCGGACACUUCCACGGAAGGAAACAUGACGCUCCAACGAGCAGCAACAACCCAACGCGUCAAGGAAAACAGGCAGUCAGCG
Molecule: messenger RNA, 2185 nt
Organism: Vitrella brassicaformis
Lineage: Eukaryota; Vitrellaceae
Source: the annotation of a GenBank genome assembly